Messenger RNA from Phytomonas sp. Hart1, 1288 nucleotides. The record is from the annotation of a GenBank genome assembly. NCBI's taxonomy places the organism in Eukaryota, Euglenozoa, Kinetoplastea, Trypanosomatida, Trypanosomatidae.
UUAUUUUUUAUUUAUUUUAAGUACUACAAGAAGAUGUCUUAUUUAAGGCGAUGUACAUUAUGUAAAACCCUUACUAUGAUGCAGCUAUGCCCCAAAUGUCACGGUUCUACGUCGACAUACAUAAGCGUUCUACCAUUUGAUAAGGAUAGACCCUCGUCUUCACGACAUACGGCAUCCCCUCCGCGUGCUCGUAUAUUGGCAGAGGGUGAAAUAGACCAAUAUUUUUCUACUGAUCAUGGGGAAAACUUCGAAUCGCCUGUAUGUGUGAGCGGCAGAAGCGGGACAAGGUCCGCGUUAAAACCGUCAACAGAAUCCACUGAGAAUCCAAAGAAAAGGGCAAAUUUUUUUAUCCAAGAAAAGAUGGCAUUACACGAUGAACUGAAGCAAACUAAAGUCCAUAUGAUGCGGAAGGCUUUCGAAAUUCUGAGUCUUCACGAUAACGUCAACGCUUCUAAGCGCUCUACCCUGGAGUUGAUAGAAAAGCUCCAUUCGGACAAUCGUACGUUGAGGCAACGGUUAGGUCACUUGGAGCCGCCUUUGGUAGCGAAUGACGUCGAUAGGAUUCCACAAAUCGAAGCCACGCCGGAGGAUUCCGCCCAUUCUCAUUCGAAUCCGUUGGGGACUCUUGACAACCACAAUUGUGUUUUAAGUAUUACGGGUACAUCGACUUCUGAAGACAAACAACCGUCGCUCACGAACGCACUGAAGGAAAUAACCAGACUUCGUGCAUUAUUGAAAGAAAACGAUUCCAAGAAUGAUUGGGUUGCUGAACGAGUCAAAAAAGCCGAGAAGGCCCUUGAUACAUUGGUGGUGCAUCUUAACGCCGCGGAAGCGACUACACAGGCAGGUGGAGAAGCUGACAAAAUUUUGAAUCAAUACGCUAUCACUGACAUUGUGAAUAAUGGUGAGGUCGAUCAUUUUCUAUCAACAUCUUUAGCCAAGAGCUACGCGAAGCUACAUCAACACCAGAACCUUGAUAAGCGGCAUUUCAGAAAUCCUUUCCCUAUACAUAAGGAGGCUCAUUUCUGAAAUGCACUUUCGAGCUCGUAGAAGUGUAGUAACCCAAGAGUUAUGGAAUCUAAAUAUAUUUAUCACCGUGGUGAAUACAAUUAUAAUUACUGUAUUUCUUCCUAGUAGUAUUUUUUCAUAAUUUCAUCUGACCAAAACACUAUCCUGAAUAUAUUCUGUUCAUUUUAUUGUGAACAACAACAGGUAAAUUAAUUAAGUAAGCAUCAAAAGGUCAUUGUGUGUAUAUAUUAAAAAAAUAUGUUUGCAAACCAAAUGGAAA